Messenger RNA from Cladophialophora carrionii CBS 160.54, 762 nucleotides. RefSeq lists its product as uncharacterized. The record is from RefSeq and is a predicted model, not a curated record. Gene Ontology annotation, biological process: C-terminal protein methylation. Gene Ontology annotation, cellular component: endoplasmic reticulum; membrane. The transcript has a single exon. Lineage: Eukaryota; Fungi; Ascomycota; Eurotiomycetes; Chaetothyriales; Herpotrichiellaceae. Bases 1 to 762 code for a protein of 253 amino acids. Gene Ontology annotation, molecular function: protein C-terminal S-isoprenylcysteine carboxyl O-methyltransferase activity.
AUGCCAGUCCCCGUCUCCUUCCUGUCUCAAGCAUCCUUUGCAGCUACACUCGUGGCGUCAACCAUUGGCACAUUCAUCGCCCUCUCACCACCCGAUGCUGCUGCUGUAGACCAGAAACCCUCACCAGCAGCAGCAGCAGCAGCAGCCGAAGAUUCGCUCUCCUCGCUAGGUCUAACGAGCAGUUUAUUCGGAAAGCUAGCCAUGGCCCCUCUAUUCCUACUAUCCCUGCACACUGCACUCCUCGCGCUGUACUAUCCUGACAUGCCGGCCUUUCUUCAAGGGUGGGGGAGGAGGAGGAGGGGGAAUGAUGGCCCUAACACCAAACUCUUAAGCUGGUCAAGUCCAACAAUUAUUCCGCUCGCGAUGAUCCUGGUGCUCGGAAUCCCGCUGCGGCUGGUCCCCUACGCGACCCUGGGGCGGAACUUCACCUUCUUCCUCAGCGCGCCGGACCGGCUGAUCACCACGGGCGUGUAUGCCUACGUCCAGCAUCCCAGCUACGUGGGACUCGUGACGCUCGUGCUGGGGAAUGCUCUGCUCUUGGGCCGAACGGACGGGGUCAUGAGUUGUUGGAUUCCACCUGGACGGCACGACAGCUUAAGUGGGUUGGCAAAGUGGGUGUUCGGGCCCGCGGGUCUCUCAGUCCUACUCUUCGCUGUUUGGACGAGGGUGCUGGAGGAGGAAAUCAUGCUGGAACGGGAGUUUGGGAGGGAGUGGAAAUCUUGGCAUGAUCGCACGGCUCGGUUUAUUCCAGGAGUCUUUUGA